CGUUGAUUAUAACACAUCCACCAAGUUACAGCAACAGAGCAGUGAAUAGGUUGGGCCAUUCUAGGCCGGCAGCGUAGGCCAUUUUCUGGGUUAGGAUUUGGGUCGAUAAGAGUUUAAAACCCAAACCUCAACUUACUAUCAAUUUAUAUGUUAUAUUUAAUUUAACUGAAGGAGCUGCUCAAAGUCCGGCCCAGAUAUAAACCCCUAAAACCAUAGCACGACGUUCACCCCCACUCCACAAGGAAGACAAAAAUGGAAGGGAAUGGGUUGGAAGGAGAUGGGUCAAACGGAGAAGCUCUGGGGAAGUGCUUGAGUGGCAUCGUGGACGAUGGCAGCACGGAGAGUCACCGAUACUACCUGUCACGGAGAACUGUGCUGGAGAUGCUGAGGGACAGAGGUUAUGCCGUACCCAUCUCUGAAAUCAACCUCUCCCUGCAAGAAUUUCGAGCCAUCUAUGGCCAAAGCCCUGAUUUUGAUCGUCUCAGACUCUCUGUUACUCAUAAAACUGACCCUUCGAAGCGGAUUCUGGUAGUUUUCUAUGGGCCUGGUAUGGUUAAAGUUAGUGGGAUUCGUCUCAUUGCUGGUCUAAUUACUAACAAAGAAAGUUUGACUGGGUUGAUACUAGUCUUGCAAAACCACAUAACAAACCAAGCUUUAAAGGCUCUGGACCUUUUCUCAUUUAAAGUGGAGAUAUUCCAGAUCACUGACUUACUGGUUAAUAUUACGAAGCAUGUGUUAAAGCCCAAGCAUCAGGUCUUGACAGAACAAGAGAAACAAAAGCUCUUGCAGAAGCACAGUAUAGAAGAGAAACAGCUUCCUAGAUUGUUAAAGAAAGAUGCCAUUGCAAGAUAUUAUGGUUAUGAAAGGGGUCAGGUGGUCAAAGUUAUGUAUGAUGGUGAGAUCACCCAGUCACAUGUCACCUACCGAUGCGUUUGGUGAUGCGGCGAUGCAGUUUCCCUUUGUAUUUUCCUGUGGGAAGUUGCAGAAAAUAGGUUGUGACUCCUACUCAAGGCAAAAGAAGAAUUGUGGGUGGAAUGGCUUCCGUCACCAUCCACAGAGAUAGAUGAGGGAAAAUUAGAGGUGGCAAGCCGGCGGGUUCAGGUCGGUUAUUUUGGAUUUAGAUCGCCUCAAGUUUGGAUCUUGAUGGGUUCGUCGUUUUCAAGUCAAGUUGUCUUGAGAAUAAAAGUGGUAAUUAAAUUUUGCAUUUGUGAAAUAUCAUCUUAUGCAAAUUCAAUCGAUUUAAUUUUCAGUAUUAAGUUUGUAUUGUUAUGGAUUUAGAUUGAAUCAAUCUCAGGUUCAUGUCGUUUCAGAUGA
Theobroma umbraticum is the source of this 1314-nucleotide messenger RNA. RefSeq names its product Eukaryotic rpb5 RNA polymerase subunit family protein (gene NRPE5). Gene Ontology annotation, molecular function: DNA binding. The record is from RefSeq and is a predicted model, not a curated record. Gene Ontology annotation, biological process: transcription elongation by RNA polymerase I; tRNA transcription by RNA polymerase III; transcription by RNA polymerase II. NCBI's taxonomy places the organism in Eukaryota, Viridiplantae, Streptophyta, Magnoliopsida, Malvales, Malvaceae.